Procambarus clarkii (red swamp crayfish) is the source of this 4906-nucleotide messenger RNA. The record is from RefSeq and is a predicted model, not a curated record. NCBI's taxonomy places the organism in Eukaryota, Metazoa, Arthropoda, Malacostraca, Decapoda, Cambaridae.
ACAGCAACUUCGUACUCGGAAACGCGCAGGUUCCCGCGCUCUACCCGAUCGUCUACUGCAGCGACGGCUUCUGCGAACUCACAGGCUACGCCCGCGCGCAGAUUAUGCAGAAGGGCUGCGCCUGUAAGUUCCUCUACGGCCCGGAAACCUUGGAGGAACAGAAGGUCGCCAUCGACAAGUCGCUGGAGAGCAAGACGGAGCUGAAGAUCGAAGUCAUGUUCUACAAGAAGAAUGGGUCAUCCUUCUGGUGUCUGCUGGACAUCGUACCCAUCAAGAACGAGAAGCGGGAGGUGGUGCUCUUCCUCGCUUCCCACAAGGAUGUCACCAACUCUAAGAUGGAGGAGGUCGCCUUCUACCCUGGCUACGAGAACGACGAAAACGAGAACCUGGAUCCUGAAGCUCCCCCUAAUAAGUACGGCCGAAGACGUAGCCGAGCCGUCCUGUACCAGCUGUCCGGACACUACACCCAGGACAAGGGCAAGAACAAACUCAAGCUCAAUAACAACCCUCUUCAACCACACGCCGCAGCGCCCUUACCUGAAUACAAAACCGCCAGCAUCCAGAAGUCUCGCUUCAUCCUCACCCACUACGGGAUGCUAAAAACUUGCUGGGACCUGGUCAUCCUCCUGGCUACUUUCUACGUCGCGGUCACUGUCCCUUACAACGCCGCCUUCCUCGUCAACACGAACCAGCAGGACAAGCCGACUAUUGUCCCCGACGUGGUGGUGGAGGCGCUCUUCCUGGUUGACAUAAUGCUCAACUUCCGGACAACAUUCGUGAACAAGAAGGGGGAGGUGGUGUUGAGCCCCAUCAGGAUAGCCACCCACUACGUCAAGGGAUGGUUCGUCCUCGACCUUGUGGCCGCCAUGCCCUUCGACCUCCUCCUCGCCGCUGAUGUCUACAGCUCCACCUUCCAGGCGACCAACAUCCACCUGCUUAAGCUGACGCGGCUCCUGCGGCUGGCGCGCCUCCUGCAGAAGAUGGAUCGUUACUACCAGUACUCGGCCCUCAUCCUGACGCUCCUCAUGCUCUCCUUCAGCCUCGUCGCCCACUGGCUCGCCUGCGUCUGGUACGCCAUCGCUGAGGACGAGAUGCAGAGACCCCAGGCUGAGAUUGGGUGGAUCUACGACCUGGCCAAGAGGCUGGAGACGGACGUGAGGAACGUGACCAUCUCUGAGAAGUACGUGACGGCGCUCUACUUCACCUGCUCCUCCCUCACCUCCGUCGGCUUCGGCAACGUCUCUGCCAACACCAACCGGGAGAAGAUCUUCAGCAUCAUUACCAUGCUCAUUGGAGCCCUGAUGCACGCGACGGUGUUCGGGAAUGUGACGUCAAUCAUCCAGAGAAUGUACCUGAGGCGCUCCCUCUACCAGACCAAGUGGCGUGACCUGAAGGACUUCCUCUCCCUCAAUCAGAUCCCGAAGGAGCUGCGGCAAAGAAUGCAGGACUACUUUCAAACCAUGUGGAGCCUUAACCAGGGCAUUGAUAUUCAUGAGACCCUGAAAGAGUUCCCCGAAGAGCUACGAGGGGACAUCUCCAUGCACAUCCACAGGGAGAUCCUAUCCUUGCCCAUCUUCGAGACCGCCUCGCAAGGCUGCCUCAAGCUGCUGAGCCUUCACAUCAGAAACAACUUCUGUGCCCCUGGCGAAUACCUGGCUCAUCGCAACGAUGCCCUCCAAUACAUUUACUACCUCUGUAAUGGCUCCAUGGAGGUCGUCAUGGAUGACAUGGUUGUUGCCAUACUUGGAAAGGGUGACCUGGUGGGUACUGAUGUAGACAUGCACCUUCGUAAUGGCGCCGACACCGUGGUCAAGUCUUCUGGUGAUGUAAAAGCACUCACUUAUUGUGAUUUGAAGUCAAUCUACAUUCCUGGUUUACUGGAUGUCCUCAAACUAUACCUCGAGUACCAACAGGAGUUCGCUAAUGACAUCAAACACGACUUGACAUACAACCUGAGGGAGGGCUAUGACAACGAGCAAGACAUGGAUAUUGGCUCUGGGAAAAACCUGUUACCAUCAAUCAGCGAGGAUGACGAGGAACGAGGGAGCGAGGAUGAGGACAAGUCUCCCGUGUCAACGUCGCCCAGGUCUCCUCUACACACCCGCACCACCACAAGGUUCACCUUCCCACGAAAUGAUGAAGAAAUUGGGAGCCCUCGUUGGGGUCACAGAAGUCGUGAGCGGAGUGGUGGGACUCCAGUAAGGGGCGCCCUGAAGACCCUCUCCCCAACUCGCCUUCACCAUCGCUCCAAUGAUGAACUCAGAUGUGAUGAUCAGGCAAAGGUUCAGCUGGAAAAGCUUGACACACAAGUUAACACACUUCACUCAGAUGUUAGUGGCUUAACUCAAGAGGUUCGCUCAGCACUGCAGCUACUUCAAUCAAUUAGUCACAAUAUUGGUGGCGUUGAUAAUGAAGGUGGAGGCGAUGAAGCAGGCAGCUGUUUUACUGUUGCAAGCAACGAAGGUGGACGAGUAGGAGGAUUGAACGUCAAUAGCGGGGUUUCGAGCAAUUACAUGCAAGAAAAUAGAUUGACACCGCUCUGCAGAUCUUCACCAAGCGUAUUUGCUACUUGUCAUGAUGCACGCAUAUCCUCCUCAUUACCACGGCACCGCAGUCGGAAUGUCUCGACCCAAACUGACCUUCCCAUAGAUGUUCCUGUUGCCGUUCUUGAAGCAUUUGUUUUAGCUCAUCGUUCUAGAGUUCUUCAACUCUUGGGCAUUCAAGAAGUUGUUAGUUCUUCCCCAGAUACACCUUCCAAUAGUGUCCAUGUCAUUCCACCUUCUACUUCAUCACAAACUAGUGAAGUCCAUACAUGUAUUGUUAUUCAUGAUAACAGCAGCAAUAGCUGUUCGGAGACCUCUACACCUGACCAAGAUGAUCCUUACUCUAGAACUAAACAAGCAUUAGAGCCACAAACUGUACAAACUCAAAACCCCUCCAUUACAAUACAAGCUCCUACAAAUCUUGUAGGAGAUAGCAGAAAUAACAAUAACAACAAACCUUUAGGCCCAUCCAUAGAAACCUACCAACUAACAAACCUACAAAACUGGAAUCCAGUCUCGCAUUUAAGUAGAACAGUCAUGUCAACUUCACGAAGUACUGGUAGCCUGAAAGAUAUUCUUUCUAUAAACUUCAAUAAUCACCCCCAACAGCUUAACCAACAUAGUAAUAACUCUCCAUACUUAUUACAAUGUCAGAUAGAGAAUAAUGAUACAGAUCCCACUAAAACUUUAGUACAUUAUGGGUGUUCUUCAGACUGUCCAACUGAUCUCUUAUGCUUAUCAGAAGUUAACCAUACCAUGACACGCAGUACCUCCAUGCCUGUAGCCUCCUUCAAAUACCUACCAAAUCUUGCAAGCACUUCCUUAUUGGCAAACACACACUUAUCACAGCUCGGCAGAGAUACAGAACCACAUACAUCAGGGCUGCCUGAAUCUUCAGGCAUGCUUCCAAAUACAACAGAAGAAUUGCAAAAUACUGUUCAGACACCCACAAUUGUUACAGACUUCUAGCUAUGGAUAUGUGACAUGCUUAUGAUUAACUGAGUCGCCAGUACAAACGAAAAUGGGAGAUCUCGUGUAGGCUGUUUGCAUCUUGGAUUUUUCGACAGAACCUUACAGUAAUGAUGGUACGCUGCUUGUCAAAGAAUACUUGAAACCAUUUCAUCUAAAUUUAGCUAUAUAGUUUCAGCAUGAUCUCACUGUUCAUUAAAUUAAAUGUAAUGCCACUAUCCUAAUCAGUGUCUCUUCAUUAAAGAAGAACUACAUUGCCUAAAUGUUUUCUAGCAUCGUGCAUGGGCAACACAUAUAUUGCCUUGAUACCAGCCAUGAUCAAAAUAUUAUCCCAAAUAUCUUGAGCAUAACACUGCACACUUCAGAAUCUCUCUUCAUUUUAUGGAAUAAAAAUUAAAAUGAUUGAAUCCCAUUUUGAAUAUAAACUGUUGGUGCAGCCUCUUAAUAGUGUUCACAAACACAGCCUCGGCAAGCGCACUGCAUUAUAGUGUAAUACUAGUUAAUUGUAUGAUUCCUCUCAUUUUCAUUGUUUCUGGAAUCAUGGUUAACUAAUUAUGCUAUUACAAUUCACACUAAUAAAAAAAUGCCAAUUAAAAUAUAUUAGCAUAAAUAAUGCUGUACAUCUUUAUUUAACAUUCAAAAUGGGUAACUGCAGCCAUGUGUGUACUAUGUAUAUAUAUACAGUAUAUAUAUUAUGUACUACCAUAUUAUAUAUACUGUAUAUGUAUAUAUAUUGUCCAAAAAAAAUAUAUAUAUUUUAAUGUAAAAAGCAAACACAAUUUGAGCAGAUGUUACUACGUGCCAUAUUUUAACUUAAAAAUUAAUAUUCUCUUUACAUAACUUUAGGUCAUCUACCUCUAUUACUAAUAGGUUUAAUGUUUAUAAAUAUCUCCUAUAUUAUAAUAUGUAUAUACAAAUUUAUAAUGAAUAUAUUCCACAUAUACCAGAUUGUUAAGUAGCAGCAUUGCUUCUGCUGCAGAAACUCAGAAGUACAUUGAAGUCCAAUGUAUGUAUUUUAUUUUUGUGAUUUGUGGUUGUCAUUGUGGCUUUUAUGGAACUCUGUUGGAAUAUUGCAUUGCCAUGUGAUUUUUGUGUACAACAUUUGGUUACAAAAGCAAAUGUGUAUUGACUAUUAAUGGGAACAUUAAUAUUUAUGGUGUAAGACUCUGUAUUGGAGAAACUUAAAUCAUUCGGGUAUUAAUUUGUAAACAAAAAGCAUAAUUCUUGAGAAAUUUAGUAAUCUUGUGUCUUGUAAUAAUUAAGACAAAGAAUGAAUAGGAGAAUUAUAAAGCUAAAUUAUAUUAAGCUGUUUGAAUAAGUGUGAUACACAAAUUUCAUAGCAUAAUGUUGAAUAAUUUGUUAUAAAUAAAUCAAGAAGUGAAGACCACACAUUC